UUGCAUUUGUAGUUUGCAUUUCCUUUUCAAGACUGAAGUUAAUGUAAACGGAUGCAGUUUUUUCCCUCUCCCUUUAGAAUGUGCUGGAGUAUCAAAGAGUAAUUGUUAUGCAGUGUGAGGGACUUGAUUUCCAACAGGGAGUGGUCUGAAGAGGAGCAGACUGACCAGAAUAAACUAUAAAAGCAUUGAUUGCUGGAAUUCUGAAGGCUGGAGACGGAGCAGAGAACACGCAGCUCUCAUCAUGAACUUCCAGGGCAUAUUUUGUCGUCUCUGUUUCUUUCACACUGCUCUGAGCCUGCAGCAUAUGAGGUGGUGCACUGUCUCUGAACAAGAACAGACCAAGUGUAAUGACAUGAGUGCAGCCUUCACUGAUGCCAACAUCUUUCCCAACGUAUUGUGUGUUAAUGGCGGCUCAGCCAUUAACUGCAUCCAUAUGAUCAAGAACAAUUUGGCAGAUGCAGUGACAUUGGAUGGUGGCACCAUUUAUCAAGCUGGAAAGGAACAUAAUCUGAAACCUGUGGUUGGAGAAGUAUAUGAUCAAGAAAUUGGCACUUCAUACUAUGCAGUGGCUGUUGUCAGAAAAAAAUCCUUCAUUAGCAUCAACAGUUUGAAGGGUGUAAGGUCAUGCCACACAGGCAUCAACAGAACAGUUGGCUGGAAUGUUCCUGUUGGCUACCUCAUUGAUAGUGGUCGCAUGUCAGUGAUGGGAUGCAAUGUUCCAAAAGCUGUUAGUGAAUAUUUCAGUGCAAGCUGUGUUCCUGGAGCCAAUAAUGUAAAUUACCCAAAAUCCCUCUGUCAGCUCUGUAAAGGGGAUGCAUCUGGGCAGAACAAAUGUGAAAGAAAUUCAAAAGAGCAAUAUUAUGACUACAGCGGGGCUUUCAGGUGUUUGGCUGAAGGAGCUGGAGAUGUCGCCUUCGUGAAGCACAGCACAGUGUCUGAAAACACAGAUGGCCAGACUCCUUCCUCAUGGGCCCAAGAGCUUCACUCCAGGGACUUCCAACUUCUCUGCCGCGAUGGCAGCACAGCUGAGGUUACAGACUGGAGGAAAUGCCACCUGGCCCGAGUCCCAGCUCAUGCUGUUGUUGUCAGACCUGACACCGAUGGGUCACUCAUCUUCCAGAUGCUUAAGCAGGGGCAGCAAAGAUUUCAGAUGUUUGAUUCUGCUGCUUACAAUGCAAAGAAUCUUCUCUUCAAAGACACCACCACAGAAUUGGUUCAAAUCACAAAUCAGAACUACCAGGCUUGGCUGGGUGACGAAUAUAUGCAUGCCAUGCAAGGCUUGAGCUGCGAUCUCAGCAGGUUACCAGAAAGCCUGCGAUGGUGCGUUGUGCUCACUGAGGAGAUCUGGAAAUGUAGUGAAAUGGCUGUUGCCUUUAAAGAAAAGAACUUGAAACCAGAGAUCCAGUGUGUUUCAGCCAAGACAACAGAACAGUGUAUGGAAAUGAUCCAGAAAAAAGAAAGUGAUGCUGUAAGUGUGGAUGGAGUUGAUAUUUACAUAGCUGGAAAGAUGUAUGGCCUAGUGCCAGCUGCUGGGGAAAGUUACUCUGCUGAUGACAACAGCAACAUGUACUAUGCUGUGGCAUUAGUGAAACGGAACACCUCCAAUGCUUUCACCAUCAAUGAUCUGAAAGGGAAAAAGUCCUGCCACACAGGAUAUGGGAGAAUGGCUGGAUGGAACAUCCCUAUUGGUGUUCUAAUUAAAAGGGGCUUUAUUAGGCUCACAGACUGCAAUAUUCCUCAAGCUGUGAGUGACUUUUUCUCUGCUAGCUGUGUGCCUGCAGCCAAGAUGGACAAUUACCCAUCAAAACUCUGUGAGCUUUGCAUCGGAGAUAACAGUGGAAACAAUAAAUGUGAUGCAAGUACCCAGGAACGUUAUUAUAGCUACAGUGGAGCCUUCAGGUGUCUGGUGGAGGAUUCUGGUGAUGUGGCCUUUGUCAAGCACUCAACAGUUUUUGAGAACACUGAUGGUAACAAUGCUGAUUCCUGGGCUCUUCACUUGCAGUCCAGUGAUUUCCAGUUACUGUGUCCAAAUGGAGCCCGUGCUGAAAUCACUCAGUUUGCUCAGUGUCACUUGGCUCAGGUGCCUGCUCAGGUUGUCAUGGUCCACCCAGACACCAACAUUUUUGCUGUAUAUGGACUACUGGACAAAGCUCAGGAUUUCUUUGGAAAUGACAGCAAUGGAAAUGGAUUCAAAAUGUUUGAUUCCUCAGAUUUCCUAGGAACAGAUUUGAUCUUUAAAGAUUCCACCUUUAAGAUUGUACCAGUAGGAGAGAAAACAACCUAUGCAGAAUGGCUGGGGAGUGAAUACGUAGAUUCUCUUGAAGGGAUACAAUCACCACAGUGCUCUGGGGCAGCUGCAAUAUCCAUGAACAUCGUUGUGCUGCCAGCAGCUAGUGUCCUUCUGAUUAGAUUCUACUCGUGAUCAUUAGGCCAUUCCUUGGAUUAACAGAUAUUCAGCAUAAUAACCUGAAAUACUGGUAAAUAAUAAUAUAAAUAAGAUGAAAUAAAACAUGUAAAAUGAAUGAGAGACGCAUGUGAAGAGCAGGAGAAUUAUCCAGACCAUUCCCUGAUGCUCUAUAUAUCCAUAAAGAUAAUGGGAGAUCUGGGAGGGUGGGAGAAGGAUGCAGUUUGCAGCCUCAUCCUGGCUUCCUUCCCUUUGCUUCCCUGCCUCUCUUACCCUUUCCAUUUGUUUUACGGAUGCUGUUCCCAGCCAUGGCACUUUGAUACCAAAGGAAAUAGGCUCCAAAUACAAUCCUGUUGUUGCAUGUCCUGAAAAUAGACUCAGAUUUCUGAUACCCACAACUACGGAUAAUUUUUGGUCAUGUUUUUUUUUAAAAGGUGCCCUCAGAAUUUAAUUCAAACUUUUUCAAGUUGUACAUUUAACAUUUCCUGAUGGAAGAGAUUAAAGGCCUCUGGUAGCACUCUCCCAUUUGUCAUUCUCAUUGUCACAGAGGAGUACCUGAAGUGGGCAUAAUUUCUGUAUAUGGCCUUGAAUCACACACACCAUUUUUGUAUUGUUCUCUGAAGAACUAAAUUUCAGUUGAAAUACUUACGAAUAGGAGCUUCAUGGAUAAGCAUCUUCCUUUGUAAGGUUUCCUCUUCUCUUCUCACCAUCCCAUUACUUACUCUCUUCUUGUAGUGUAGUUCAGGAUAAAUUCAGCUUACCCACUUCUCAUUUGGGGAAUGUGAAGUUUUGAUUAGGUU
This is a messenger RNA of Caretta caretta (loggerhead turtle), 3204 nucleotides long. RefSeq names its product melanotransferrin (gene MELTF). The record is from RefSeq and is a predicted model, not a curated record. NCBI's taxonomy places the organism in Eukaryota, Metazoa, Chordata, Testudines, Cheloniidae. Gene Ontology annotation, cellular component: early endosome; recycling endosome; extracellular region. Gene Ontology annotation, biological process: iron ion transport.